GCAGGCCAGGAGUGGAGCUAGGGGCCACCUAUAUGGCUGAGAAACCUUCCCCAGAGGUGGCCCUGCCAGCCACAGUGAUGGGUACAGACAACACUGAUGUCUCUCAACUCCGGGCCACCCGCCAUGGCUCCCAGCCCCUAGCCCUGGCACGGGUCACUGAGGAAGGCAAACCACCUCCUCUGCUCUCCCGCCGCAGCUCCAUCCUCAGCACCCACCCAGCACCCCUGGCCAGCCGCCGCAGCUCGCUUGGGGCAGCCCCGGGGGGCAGGCGCUCCUCCAUCGGUCCCUGGAUGCUCCACAGCCGGGUCAGCUUCUCUGGGCUCCCCCUCUUCCAGCCCACCCUCAAGACCCGCCUUGAAAACACUUACCAGAUGGGCCCAGAUGAAGGGUACAAGUUCAAUGCUGAGCGAGUGCAGCAGGUGCUGGAGGGGGUCCUGGCUGGGACCCUGGGAACCUCAGUCUACAGCCCCCAGGGCAGUGCCCUGCUGGCCCAGAGCCUUGCCGAGCUGCUGAGGAGCCGGGCAAAGGAGGUAGUGCCACCCCGCUACAAGUUGGUUUGCCAGGUGCUGCUGGGCCAGCAGGCCCAACAGAGCCUGCUAGUGGCCAGUCGGGCAUUGUGGGACCCCGAGAGUGACAGUUUUGCCUCUGCCACCUUCUCCAACACCUCCCUCUUUGCUGUGGCCACAGUGCACGGGGUCUACUUUGAGUAG
This is a messenger RNA of Calypte anna (Anna's hummingbird), 710 nucleotides long. RefSeq names its product Tctex1 domain containing 4 (gene DYNLT4). Gene Ontology annotation, biological process: microtubule-based movement. The transcript has 2 exons. Gene Ontology annotation, cellular component: cytoplasmic dynein complex; cytoplasm. NCBI's taxonomy places the organism in Eukaryota, Metazoa, Chordata, Aves, Apodiformes, Trochilidae. Bases 33 to 710 code for a protein of 225 amino acids. The record is from RefSeq and is a predicted model, not a curated record. Gene Ontology annotation, molecular function: dynein intermediate chain binding.